CUUGCAUCGGCGCACCCUUUGUGCUCUCAAUUACCGCCGACUGAGGAGUCAACUCAGGAGCAGGAAUAGGAGCACUACAUGCGGACCAACUAAACUUUGCAGAAAGCUUUUCUUGAUCUGAACAGACCUAAAAAAAUGGGAAACCAACUGACGGAGAUGUCUCCCAACUCGCCCUUCCUGCCAAAUUUCCAGUCGUUACACGUGGUGGUGCUCGGCCUCGACUCGGCGGGGAAGACCUCCCUGCUCUACCGGCUCAAGCUGCGCGAGUUUGUGGAAACCAUCCCCACCAAGGGCUUCAACAUGGAGCGGAUCAAGGUGUCCAUGUCGGCCGGCAGCUCCAGGACCACCACCUUCCAGGUGUGGGACGUGGGCGGCCACGAGAAGCUGCGGCCCCUGUGGAAAUCGUACACGCGCCGCACCGACGGCAUAGUGUUCGUGGUGGACUCCGGAGAGGUCGAGCGGCUGGAGGAGGCCAGGGCAGAGCUGCAGAUGGUCUGCAGGGUGCCGGAGAACCAGGGGGUGCCCGUGCUGGUGCUGGCCAAUAAGCAGGACUUGCCCCACGCCCUGAGUGUGGCGGAGCUGGAGAAGACUUUGGGUCUCAAGGACCUAAGCAGCUCCUCCACGGCCAUCCACAUGCAGGGCUGCAGUGCGGUGGACGGCCUGGGCCUACAGACAGGCUUGGAGAGGCUCUACGAGAUGAUCCUCAAGAGGAAGAAGACAAACAGGAACAGCAGAAAGAGGAGAUGAUUCGUCUUGCUUGGACUUUCUUUCCAUGUGGGAAAGCAGUCAGGCCUAAUAAGAGGACAGUGCCUUAGGGGAGGAUAAAUAGACUCCCGCAGUGUACUGUAUGUAUGCCAAAGUCAAAUCAACGUGGCUUGGAUUCAAGGACUGAUCCAGCCGAUGCCAAAGGCUAAAAGGUGUGGGCACGUUUGGGUUUCGUGUGGAGCUGGAUUCUGCACGCAAUACAUAGCUGCCAACGUCUUCACCAAACGCUGGCGAGAGCACUGGGGACUGCCUGGCCUCAUGUUGAACCGGGCAGCCAGUCCGUGUUCAUGUCGCCAAAGUGGUUGUACAAAGUACAAAGAACUCUGAUUUUAGUGUUACGCUACACUGUAAUUGACUCUUCUGCGGUGUGGUAUUGGCUUGUCGACCAAAAGCAACAGGAAAAUGAUAGGUUCUAGUAGUUCUAGUAUUGUCAUGGGAGAGAGAACCAGUGAGAGACCUAAAGCCAAGACCUGAACAUUUGACCUGUUUCAUAACGAAGAGAUGUGGACUCUUUUUACUGUUUGAGCUGUGCUCAAGUUGUACACUUUUUUAAUAAGGAGAAAAUCAUGUGUAUUUUUUUCUGUAACUUUUUGUAAGUGAAAUAAAUUAUUGAAUACUUUUUAAA
Messenger RNA from Engraulis encrasicolus (European anchovy), 1390 nucleotides. RefSeq names its product ADP-ribosylation factor-like 4D (gene arl4d). The record is from RefSeq and is a predicted model, not a curated record. Gene Ontology annotation, biological process: intracellular protein transport; vesicle-mediated transport. The transcript is spliced from 2 exons. Gene Ontology annotation, cellular component: cytoplasm; plasma membrane. NCBI's taxonomy places the organism in Eukaryota, Metazoa, Chordata, Actinopteri, Clupeiformes, Engraulidae. Bases 136 to 747 code for a protein of 203 amino acids. Gene Ontology annotation, molecular function: GTP binding; GTPase activity.